Molecule: messenger RNA, 402 nt
Organism: Trichoplax adhaerens
Lineage: Eukaryota; Metazoa; Placozoa; Uniplacotomia; Trichoplacea; Trichoplacidae
Exons: 3
Molecular function (GO): GTP binding; GTPase activity
Source: RefSeq, a predicted model, not a curated record
AUUGGCACGAAUUUAGCAACUAUACAUGUUACUAAGAAAAAGUCAGUAACUAUUCGAGAAUUAGGUGGAAAGAUGAGCCCCAUUUGGCCUAGCUACUAUAAAUCCGAAAAGAAUAUUAUGUUUAUGAUUGAUACUAGUGACAGAACACAGAGUUCAUCUGCUGUUUGUUUACUACUAAGUAUGUUAGCCGACGAUGACAUGGAGUCGAAAAAUAUUCUUAUUCUCCUUAAUAAAAUGGAUAUCAGUAACGCAAUGACACAAAGAGAAGUCGACACAAUUUUUAGGCUGAACGAUAUCAUUUCCUAUGCGAAGCAAAAGAUUACCGUUUUAGAUUGUAGCCUCAUCACUGGCGAUGGACUGAUGAAUGUAAUAUCAUGGCUUAGUCAAUCAAAUCUUGAUUAA